Molecule: messenger RNA, 1225 nt
Organism: Ceratosolen solmsi marchali
Lineage: Eukaryota; Metazoa; Arthropoda; Insecta; Hymenoptera; Agaonidae
Gene: CycD
Product: cyclin D
Exons: 5
Coding region: 109-1071 (320 amino acids)
Source: RefSeq, a predicted model, not a curated record
AAGGAAAGCAAGGAGGACUGAGCUGAGCGCGAGGCUCGGCGGGGUUCACUUACGCGCAACACGUGUGUGUGCUCGUGUGCGUGCACGAUCGGACAAAGGCUCGCGAGGAUGGAUCUGCUGUGCUGUGAGACGACGUCGCCCGCCGAGUGCACGGCUUACGCCGAUCCGGCCCUCCUCGCGGAUGACAGGAUGCUGCACAAUCUCCUCAGAAGUGAGGAGAGGUACGCGCCGUCCUCGUCGUACUUUGGCUGCGUGCAAAGGGAUAUCUCGCCCCUCAUGCGGAAAGUCGUCGCCGAGUGGAUGCUGGAGGUAUGCGAGGAGAAAAAGUGCCAGGAGGAGGUGUUUCCGCUGUCGAUGAACUACGUGGACAGGUUCCUCAGCAUCUGCCCCAUCAGGAAGUCGCAGCUACAGCUACUCGGGACCGCCUGCCUCUUGCUCGCCUCGAAGCUCAGGGAGCCAAGGCCCCUCUCAGCCAACGUUCUCGUCUUCUACACCGACAACUCCAUCACGCUCGAUGACCUCUGGAGGUGGGAGCAGCUGGUGGUGUCGAAGCUCAAGUGGGACCUGUCAGCGGUCACGCCCGGCGACUUUCUCCUCUACAUCCUCGCGCGCCUGCCCAUCGACCCGCGUUCCUGGGACACGGGGAUGGUGCUGAGGCACGCGCAGACCUUCAUCGCACUUAGCGCCAGAGAGUACAAGUUUUCCAUGUACACGCCGAGCAUGAUUGCCGCGGCAUCGGUGGCCGCGGCCCUCCACGGCCUUGACUGGACCGGCAAGAGCGGCUACAGUCUCGCGUGGCUACUCCACAAGCUCACGCGCAUCACCGCCAUCGAGCAGGACUACCUUCAGAGUUGCCUCGAGCAGAUCGAGGAAAUGGUGCGCAGCGGUAGUGGCGGCGGCGGUGGCGGUGGCGGCGUAGGUGUAAGUCAAGGCGAUUACCAGGGCGAAGCCAUGUCAACGAUGGGAGUGCAGCAGCGACAGCUGGGGGACCAGGACACAACGUCCCAGGACAAGAUAAUGGAGCACGAGAAGGCGGGCACACCGACGGACGUCAGGGAUGUCCAUUUUUGAGGAAAGACGGUGACGGCGGCGAUCGUCCCGCGACCCAAGUGCGACAAACCGAGCGAACGGAGAUAGGGGACGGGCGAGGGCCCGGAGAAGAGGACGAAAACGAAAAUGGGGAUGUGAAGAAUACGCCUCCUGAUGAAUGAGAGUCGAGGAAUGC